AUGUCUGGCAACGAGCGACGGAUGGGGGAUUCGACCUGGGCCCCUCCGAGCAUAGGGUCCUCGGCGUCGUCGAAAGCGGAGGUUCCGGGGCCCUCCAGCGAUGGCGAUCCGGAUGCGAAGUCGAGACGCCGCCGGCGCGGCGCUGAUGCGGAAACACAACCCAAAAAGCAGUCAUUCUAUUUUGUCGAUUCAACCUCGUCCUCGAAGGAAAAGCGGGCACAUGUAAUGCGACAUCAUGUCCAGGAGAAAAGAAAGCAGCGCAAACUUUCACAUGGAAGUUUACACCCAGAGCAACUCCAAGAAGCAAGGGCCUUGCCGGCCAGGAAUGAUUCGGGUUACGACACGGACAAGGAGGCAGCCAUGACAGGCACGCCAGGACCUGCCGGCGAGCAGAUAUCUCCGCUGCAGAUUCGUUUCUCGACAGGGAUACCAUACGCCCAGCAGACGGUGCCACUACAGAUGGAGUCACCGGUGACGAUGCUCGAUGCAUCGCGGAGAGAUCCCUUUUCUAGUUUACCGAUGCUCCAGGAUCCUGAAGACAUGGAGCUGGUGGAUUAUUGGACGACCAAAUUGACCUACUGGUCCGGCCAGAAUUCUUAUGUGAAGAAUCAGAUCUUCCGAACCGCCAUGGAACACCCCUUUUCUUUUCAAGCCGUGGUUCUCGUGUACUGUGCGCGGUAUAAAGCCCAGCUGUAUGGGCUUUCAGACAGCAAGGAAGUCCGGCGACAUGUCGGACAGGCCAAAAAGAAUAUUGAGGACGCCGUCGCCGGUUCAUUACACGUGCACGACGACCAAUUAGCCAUGGCCCUAGCCGGCUUGGCCCUCUCGGAGGAGCGAUACGGAAGCAGCCAGGAUGCGCAUGCCUACCUUGACCAUGCUGUUCGAAUUAUGCGGCAGCGGGUAGGAGCAAAUCCUUCCGUGGAAGUCUUUCUCCACUACAUGCGGUGCAUCAUGCCGGCCAAAACCCCAACCCUCGACCCGGCUGACCGGCGCUGGCUGGUCACAUUUCUCCAGGGAGCGCAAGACCUCAUGCAAAUGCACAGUGCUUCUGAAUGCCAACCCCAAUCAACCCCGCGACGCACCGCUUUCCAAAUGGAAAGCCCGCUCUUCUCCCUCCUCUCCAGCGGGCCCCGGCCCUCGCAGGUACCCCACGCAUCCCGCAUAUACGUGGUCCACAACGCGAUGACCCAGGAGGUCAGCCGGACGGCCGCGCUUAUUUACAUUACCGCCGCCCUGUGGGACUUCAAGGACUCGGACAGCCAGACUCAACGAUUCCUCGUCUACCUGUGCGCGCUGGUCGAGCAGCACCAGCUGGACCGAUACCUUGCCUGCGAGACCCUGCUGUGGCUAUUGCUGGAGCAAGGGUGCGAUCCAGACCUGCGGGACCCUGAACGGGCAUGGUCUACUGGUGCGCUGCACACGGCCCACUGGCAGCUGCCACCGGACCUCCAGUUUCAUUUCAACGAGAUGCUGAUGAGCUUUCUGUCGCUACGGCCGCCGAUUCGGGGCAUUGGCGUGUUCCAGACUGAGCUCCAGGAGAGCUUUGACAGUAGUAGGAGCAGAACCUCACCCCAAUGA
Messenger RNA from Penicillium canariense, 1578 nucleotides. RefSeq lists its product as uncharacterized. NCBI's taxonomy places the organism in Eukaryota, Fungi, Ascomycota, Eurotiomycetes, Eurotiales, Aspergillaceae. The transcript is spliced from 3 exons. The record is from RefSeq and is a predicted model, not a curated record. The coding region runs from base 1 to 1578 and encodes 525 amino acids.